AUGGGCCCACGGACCCUGCUGAUCCUGCUGGUGGCCACAGCUUGGCAUGGUCAGGGGGUCCCGGUGAUAGAGCCCAGUGGCCCUGAGCUGGUGGUGGAGCCAGGCACAGCGGUGACCUUGCGAUGUAUGGGCAAUGGCAGCGUGAAGUGGGAUGGCCCCAUUUCCCCCUACUGGACUCUGGACUCUGAUGCCCCCAGAAGCAUCCUCACCACCAACAAUGCCACCUUCAUACACACGGGAACAUACCGCUGCACGGAGCCUGGAGACCCCUCGGCGGGCACUGCUACUAUCCACCUCUACGUCAAAGACCCUGCUCGGCCCUGGAGGGUCCUAGCCGAGGAAGUGACGGUGUUGGAGGGUAGGGACGCGCUGCUGCCCUGUCUGCUAACCGACCCGGCCCUGGAGGCGGGCGUCUCGCUGGUGCGGGUGCGCGGCCGGCCUGUCUUGCGCCAAACCAACUACUCCUUCUCGCCCUGGUACGGCUUCACCAUCCACAAGGCCAAGUUCAUUGAGAGCCAGGACUACGAGUGCAGCGUUCGGGUGGCUGGCAGGAUGGUGAAGGCCCUCAGCAUCCGGCUUAAAGUUCAGAAAGUCAUCCCAGGACCUCCGACCUUGACACUGGAGCCUGCAGAGCUGGUGCGGAUUCAAGGAGAGACUGCCAAGAUCGUGUGCUCAGCCAGCGACGUUGAUGUCAACUUUGACGUCUUCCUUCAACGUGGAGACACAAAACUCGCAAUCUCUCAACAAUCCGACUUCCGUGACAACCGUUACCAAAAAGUUCUGACCCUCGAACUCGAUCAUGUAGUCUUCCAAGAUGCUGGCAACUACACCUGCAUGGCCACCAAUGCCCGGGGCGUCCACUCCACCUCCAUGGUCUUCCGGGUGGUAGACAGUGCCUACUUGAACUUAACCUCUGAGCAGAACCUCCUCCAAGAGGUGGCCGUUGGUGAGAAGCUCGAACUCAGAGUCAAGGUGGAGGCCUACCCAAGCCUGCAAAGCUUCAACUGGACCUAUGAGGGUCCCUUCUUUGGCUCCCAGCCCAAGCUCAACUUUGUAAUCACCAACGACACAUACAGAUACACCUCCAAGCUCACCCUGCCUCGCCUGAAGCCCUCCGAAGCUGGCCUCUACUCCUUCCAGGCUAGAAAUGCCAGAGGCGAGGAUAACCUGACCUUUGAACUCACUCUUCUAUACCCCCCAGAGGUAGAAGUCAUGUGGACCUUCACCAAUGGCUCUAAAGCCCUGCUUUGUGAAGCCUCGGGGUAUCCCCGGCCCAAUGUGACGUGGGUGCAGUGCAGCAGCCACACCAACAGAUGUGAUAAGACCCACGUGCUGGUCCUGGAGGAGCCGAACCCUGACGUCCUGCGCCAGGAGCCCUUCCGCAAGGUGACCGUCCAGAGCCUGCUGACCCCGGGGACCUUGGAACACAACAGGACGUACGAGUGCAGGGCCCAGAACAGCAUGGGGAACACCUUCGGGGCCUUGGGGCCCAUCUCCAUAGGAGCCUCCACGCAGCCCCGCGAUGAGCCCCUCUUCACACCGGUGCUGGCGGCCUGCCUGUCUGUCAUGGCCUUGCUGCUGCUGCUGCUGCUGCUGCUUUUCUACAAGUACAAGCAGAAGCCCAAGUACCAGGUGCGCUGGAAGAUCAUCGAGAGCUAUGAAGGCAACAGCUACACCUUCAUCGACCCCACCCAGCUGCCCUACAAUGAGAAGUGGGAGUUCCCCCGGAACAACCUGCAGUUUGGUAAGACCCUCGGAGCUGGCGCCUUUGGGAAGGUGGUAGAGGCCACGGCUUUUGGUCUGGGCAAGGAAGAUGCUGUCCUGAAGGUGGCUGUGAAGAUGCUGAAGUCCACGGCGCACGCUGACGAGAAGGAAGCCCUCAUGUCAGAGCUGAAGAUCAUGAGCCACCUGGGCCAGCAUGAGAACAUAGUCAACCUCCUGGGAGCCUGUACCCAUGGAGGCCCUGUCCUGGUCAUCACUGAGUACUGUUGCUAUGGUGACCUGCUCAACUUUCUGCGAAGGAAGGCUGAGGCCAUGCUGGGACCCAGCCUGAGUCCAGGCCAGGACCCCGAGGCAGGCACUGGCUACAAGAACAUCCACUUGGAAAAGAAAUACAUCCGCAGGGACAGCGGCUUCUCCAGCCAGGGCGUGGACACCUACGUGGAGAUGAGACCUGUGUCCACUUCUUCGUCAAAUGACUCCUUCUCUGAGCAAGACCUGGACAAGGAGGACGGGCGGCCGCUGGAGCUGCGUGACCUGCUCCACUUCUCGAGCCAGGUGGCCCAGGGCAUGGCCUUCCUUGCUUCCAAGAAUUGCAUCCAUCGGGACGUGGCGGCCAGAAAUGUGCUGCUGACCAGCGGCCACGUGGCCAAGAUUGGGGACUUCGGUCUGGCUCGGGACAUCAUGAAUGACUCCAACUACAUUGUUAAGGGCAAUGCUCGCCUGCCCGUGAAGUGGAUGGCGCCAGAGAGCAUCUUCGACUGCGUCUACACCGUUCAGAGCGACGUGUGGUCCUAUGGCAUCCUGCUCUGGGAGAUCUUCUCACUCGGGCUCAACCCCUACCCUGGCAUCCUGGUGAACAGCAAGUUCUAUAAGCUGGUGAAGGAUGGAUACCAAAUGGCUCAGCCCGCGUUUGCCCCAAAGAACAUAUACAGCAUCAUGCAGGCCUGCUGGGCCCUGGAGCCAACUUGCAGACCCACCUUCCAGCAGAUCUGCUCCCUCCUCCAGGAGCAGGUUCAGGCAGACAGGAGAGAGCCGGAUUAUAGCAAUUUGCCGAGCAGUGGCGGCAGCAGCAGCGAGCCGGAGGAGGAGAGCUCCAGCGAGCACCUGACCUGCUGCGAGCAGGGUGACAUCGCCCAGCCCCUGCUGCAACCCAACAACUACCAGUUCUGCUGA
Messenger RNA from Rangifer tarandus platyrhynchus (Svalbard reindeer), 2895 nucleotides. The record is from the annotation of a GenBank genome assembly. NCBI's taxonomy places the organism in Eukaryota, Metazoa, Chordata, Mammalia, Artiodactyla, Cervidae.